UUAGAUAAACAUAAUUUGAAUGCACAGGCACAUGAGACAACGAUUCAACUAAUACAACAGGUUUUAGAUCAAGGUGUCAAUUUAACAGAGAUAUAUGUAGACACAGUAGGACCUCCAGAUUCAUAUCAAAAAAAACUUUCAAGUAAUUUUCCAUCAAUAAAUAUUACAGUUUCAAAAAAAGCAGAUAGUAAAUAUCCAAUAGUUAGUGCGGCAAGUAUUUGUGCAAAAGUCACUAGAGAUCAUAUUUUGAAAAAAUGGAAAUUUAUUGAAAAGACAAUUAUUUCAACUAAAUUUGGUUCAGGGUAUCCUUCAGUUAAGUGGUUAGAAAAUAAUAUACGUUUCAGUUGGGCAACAUGUGAAAUGAUUCUUAACAAGAAAGCAAUAUCAGUAACAUGGCCAGAAAAUUAUCCUUCCCAGAAUAACAACUUAAAACAAAUGUUUACAAAGGAAUCAAACAAAACUUCUUACAAUAAAUCUAAAUUAUUCAAAGAUAUUGGAUUAAGUUAUGUUUCUGAAUUCCAAUAG
Messenger RNA from Entrophospora sp. SA101, 525 nucleotides. NCBI's taxonomy places the organism in Eukaryota, Fungi, Glomeromycota, Glomeromycetes, Entrophosporales, Entrophosporaceae. The record is from the annotation of a GenBank genome assembly.